AUGAACCCCGAUGUUGACUACGCCAAUUUAUACCGCGACCUUUCCUCAAAGUUCAAAAAGAAAUUAUUUCGUAAAACCAACCUUACCGAGGCUAAAGAUGAUUUUGCCAAAUCUCUUGCCACUGAGGAUACGCCCGAAUAUGCUGGCGUAUUUGCACUGGGUAAGGCAAAAUGUGAAGCCCAACUGAAUAAUGCUAUCGGAGAGGCGGCUGCCCUGUUGGAGGCUGCAGCAUGGUUUCUACGUGCAGAGGAGAAUCUAGUUUUAACCGGAGGCUUUUCUGUUCGUGAGAAUCUGGACUUCUUCGUUUCAUGCAGCUUAAAGGCUGCCAAGGUGCGCACGGAUGCGCCCCGGUCCAUGCACAUACUCUCCAAGUGUGCUAGGUGUCAGAUUUUCAUGCGGGACUAUGUUGGUGCGCUGACGACCUACCAGCGGAUGCAAGCUCUUAUACUUGAUGCAUAUGCUACACACAACUAUGAACAGGAACUACUUUUCGAUUACACGAAGUCCUGCGAGAUCUUUCGUGUUCUGCUUAUUCUUUUGACGACGCCACCACCUUCCUUGAAGCACGAUUCGGAACAGGUAGGCGCUUACUCAUUGAAGGCAUACUUGACCGGUGAGCAAGUCCCGUCAGAGUCGUGUGCCGCUGGCCUCUUGGACUCCGAUCUUUUCCUUCUCCUAAGGUCCCUUAUUAUGGCGUACAAAUCCAGCAACAUAACCGAAUUAGAAUACACGGCGACCUACCUCCAAAGUCACGUAAGCCUUGUCCAAAGGAAAUUGCUGUGUGACCUUCUUGAAGAACUUAUCAACCCCCUCGGUGGCUGA
Messenger RNA from Dibothriocephalus latus, 822 nucleotides. The record is from the annotation of a GenBank genome assembly. NCBI's taxonomy places the organism in Eukaryota, Metazoa, Platyhelminthes, Cestoda, Diphyllobothriidea, Diphyllobothriidae.